AUGCCGAUCCUGCUGUUCCUCCUAGACACGUCCGCUUCUAUGAACCAGCGCACCGAGAUGGGUACCACCUAUAUGGACAUAGCAAAAAACGCGGUAGAGGUUUUCCUGAAGCUCCGCUCUCAGGACCCAGCCAGCCGGGCAGACAGGUACAUGCUGGUCACCUCCGAAGACCCGCCCUACUGCAUCAAGGCCGGUUGGAAAGAGAACCAUGCCACAUUCAUGACUGAACUGAAAAACCUUCAUGCUUCUGGACUGACUACUCUUGGCCAGGCUCUGAAAUCUGCAUUCAACUUGUUAAAUCUGAAUAGAUUGGUGUCUGGAAUAGACAAUUAUGGACAGGGGAGGAAUCCAUUUUUUCUGGAACCAGCUCUUUUAAUUGCCAUCACUGAUGGAACUAAGUUGACAAAUAUUGAUGGUGUUGAACAGGAGCUUCAUCUCCCUUUGAACUCUCCUCUGCCUGGAAGUGAGCUAACCAAAGAACCUUUCCGCUGGGACCAGAGGUUAUUUGCCCUGGUGCUGCGUAUGCCUGGGACGUUCUCAUCUGAGCCAGAGCUGCUAGGGAGCGUACCAGCGGAUGACUCUGUUAUUACACAAAUGUGUGAAGUUACAGGAGGCCGUUCCUAUUGUGUUAGAACACAAAAAAUGUUGAGCCAGUGCUUAGAAUCUUUAGUUCAAAAAGUUCAGAGUGGUGUUGUUGUUAAAUUUGAGAAAGCAGGACCGGACCCUGUUCCCCCUGUUGAAGAGAGAAGAGGAAAAAGAGGUAGGUAUGGGACUUCUUGAUCCUCUGGCCAUCAGCCAUGGCACAGCUGUCGCAAGCUAAUUUAUGUGCGCCCCAACCCUAAAAUUGGGGUUCCUGUUGGGCACUGGCCAAUCCCUGAAUCUUUUUGGCCUGACCAAAACUUAUCCACACUGCCUCCUCGGACAGCUCACCCUGUCAUUCGAUUCUUCUGUGUUGACUGUGAGCCUAUGAUCAUAGACAAACUGCCAUUUGACAAAUACGAGCUUGAACCUUCACCCUUAACUCAGUACAUCUUGGAGCGCAAGUCGCCUCUGACUUGUUGGCAGGUAUUUGUUCCCAGCAGCGGGAAUCACAGCGGACUGGAACACCCUUUUGGGUACCUAAAGGCAAGCACUAGCUUAACGUGCGUCAAUCUCUUUGUCCUGCCUUACAACUACCCUGUCUUGCUUCCACUUUUAGAUGAAUUGUUCAAGGUUUACAAGCUUAAUCCAAGCCUGAAGUGGCAGCAGGAGUUUGAUGAGUACAUAAAAUCCACACCUGCAUACUUCCUACCACCAUUAAAGAAAGCACUAAGGAUGAUGGGAGCUCCCAAUGUGAUGCCAGAGAAUUUAGAAUUUGGACUUAACUACAACAUCGCCUCUUAUCUUAAAAAACUCAAACAACAGAGCAAACUUGAGUCGGAGAGAAGGAAUGCAUUGGUGGGGAAGAAGCCUCCCUCUGAGGAUGGAAUCAAACUGAGAACUCUCUGCACUGGCUACCCCAUGAUUUCUCGUGUUAACUGGGGGGCCAAACUGGCACCUACAGCCUCAGGGGAGGCUUUUGUUAGCCUGAUGGAAAUGAAUGGAAGAGAAUCCUCUGGCUUCAAGUUAGCACUCCAAAACAAGGAGCCUCAGCUAUACAAGAAUCCUUUUGACAUUCCUCGGAGCUGUCUUUUGGACCAAUUAACUAGAAUGAGAGCCAAGUUUCUGAACACAUACAAAAAUGUUGUCAGACAAAACGAAGAUUCUUCUCACAGUAUCCCAAUUACCCAAAUGGGCAACUACCAGCAAUAUUUAAAGACUAUGCCUCCUCCACUUCGGGAGAUUGAUUCAGAGCAACCAAAAAGACUUCAUACAUUUGGAAAUCCUUUUAAGCAGAAUAAGAAGGGGAUAAUGGUUGAUGAAGCUGAAGAGUUUAUGACAGAACCUCCAAACAAAGUUAAGCGCUCUGGAAAAUACUCUCUGGGAUCCCCGAAGAAGAAGCGAAACUUGUCCCUAUCCCCUCUAUCAAAGAAGUUACAAACUGCAACCACCAGUGGAAAGCAAAGGCCAUCAACCUCCUCGAUGGCGUCAUCUUCAGGUUUCAAAAGAGCUAUCCCAUUAUACAAAGAUGCGAGUGUAGGCCCAGAUGACAGCGGAAAAAGUUUGGAAAAUGGUGAAUUUCCAGUUAAUUUAUCAUCGCAGUCAGCUGAAGCUAUGGAUGAAGCUAGCGUUCUGAGAAAUGAUUUGGAUGCUCUGCUGAACGAGUUGAAUAGCUUGAGUGGUGGGUUAGUCUAUCCAGCCGUUGGUAACAGAGUUGGUAGAGGAUCUGGAAAUGCCAGUCACUCCCCAAAUGACCAAAUAGCAGCAGCGGGAGCAGCCGCAGCAGGAGCAGCAGCAGCAGGACAGUCAACUUCUGCAUCUGGCUCCAGUUCACUGAACAACCCACAGGAGGAAACCGAAGCUAGUUUCAAAGUUCAAAUACUGAAGGAGGUGCGAAAGCCCGGAAGAAAUUAUGAAAAGAUCUUCACUGUGCUUGAAAAACUACAUGGAUCUGUGGAAACCCAGAAACGUUUGAUUUUUGUUGCAAUCAAGGAGGCAGCAAGGUUUAAAAAACGAGUUUUAAUUCAACGUCUUCAGAUGCUGUUAGAAGAAAUACACUUUCACAACCUCCCAACCCAUACCACUAACACUGAACACAACAGUGACAACAAUGAGGAUGACAGCGAUGACGACAGCGACAACAACAAGGUUGACAGUUUCAGCUGA
This is a messenger RNA of Trichosurus vulpecula (common brushtail), 2745 nucleotides long. It is a transcript of the gene SAGE1, whose product is annotated as sarcoma antigen 1. The transcript has 19 exons. Gene Ontology annotation, cellular component: integrator complex. The record is from RefSeq and is a predicted model, not a curated record. Gene Ontology annotation, biological process: snRNA 3'-end processing. Lineage: Eukaryota; Metazoa; Chordata; Mammalia; Diprotodontia; Phalangeridae.